Saprolegnia diclina VS20 is the source of this 1185-nucleotide messenger RNA. RefSeq lists its product as hypothetical. NCBI's taxonomy places the organism in Eukaryota, Oomycota, Saprolegniomycetes, Saprolegniales, Saprolegniaceae. The record is from RefSeq and is a predicted model, not a curated record. The transcript is spliced from 3 exons. The coding region runs from base 13 to 1122 and encodes 369 amino acids.
CUCUGGUCGAGCAUGCGCUGGAGCUACGUCAGCGCGAUCGCCGCGCUUCUCUUCGUCCACGUGGUCGACCCGAUCGCGGCCAAGGGCUCGGGUGUCGCGCACUUUGCGAGUGCCGCCAGCUUGCAGCAGUAUGCGUCCAUUGGCGGUCACAUGCGCCUGACGAUCCAAGAAGACGACGACAGCGAGGUCGGGGACCAAGACCACGAUGGACACGUCAUCAAGGAAGCUGGUGAGAGCGAAGAGGACAAGAAGAAGCGCAAGCUCAAGCGAUGCAGCGGGUUCAUGCCGGCGGCGCAUUGCCCGCGCAUCUGCAAGUCGUCGCGCACCGAGGACGGCUGCGAAGACUGCUCGACGUGCAACAAUCACAAGUUUAUGCCUCAAACGCAAUGCCUCCGCACCAACACGUGCACCAAGUACCGCUUCAUGCCCAUCGCCAAGUGCGCGGCCGACAAGAAGAACGAUGGCUACAAGACGCUUGCGCCGAGUGGCUACCCGACGCCGGCCCCGAGCACGUACCCGACCCCCGAACCGUCGCACCCGUCAUCUGCGCCAACGACGAAGGCACCGACGCCGGCACCGACGCCGGCGCCGUCGCAUCCGUCAGUUGUCCCCGCGACGCCCGCCCCGUCCAAGCCAAGCGCCAACGGUGGCACCGGUACGAACGGCGGCACCAACGGCGGCACUAACGCUGGCACUGCAGGCAACAACGGUGGCAACAACAACAACGGCGGCACCAACGGUGGCACCGGCAACAACGGUGGUAACAACAACGGCGGCACCAACGGCGGCACCGGGACCAACAACGGUGGCAACAACAACAACGGCGGCAAGAACGGCGGUACGACAGGAACCAACGGCAAGGACGGCACGACAGGUACCAACACGAACGGCGCCAACAACAACAAUGGUGGUACCGGCACGGCCAACAACUCGUCGGGCUCGUCAUCGUCGAGCAUCUCGGGCGGAGCGAUUGCAGGCAUUGUGAUUGGCUGCGCAGCCUGCGCCGGUGCUGUCGGGUUCUUCAUCUGGAAGAAGAAGAAGGACCAGAGCCGCGAACAAGAAAUCUUUGGUGACGCGCACCAGGACGCCGAGAGCGGCGGCGGCGACUACGCGGCCAUGUAAUCUCUUGCGAGAUACCCGCACCAACCACCGUAACACACAAAACAACCCAGUCUUUGAUGUUCA